GAGGGGCGGGGCAGGCGCGAGAGUAUGCCGGCGUCGGCGGACGCCUCAGAAACGAUUCCUGAGGCGGUCUCUGUGCUCGCGGCUGCUCCGGCCCCGGGAGUAGCCCCAGUCCAGCGGAGCUGCGGCGGGAGGGCGUCCCCAUCGGCUGCAGGAGCGCUCCAAGGGAGACCUGAAACUCACAAGACAUGUACUUCCUUGGACUGUUGUUUUUGCUGGUUUUGCAAAGUAAGGCCUUCAGCACAAAUUUUCCUGAUGAAACUAUUGCAGAGUUUUCAGUGAACAUUUAUAAACAGCUGCGGGCCACUGGGGAAGAUGAGAACAUUCUAUUCUCUCCUCUGAGCAUUGCAAUUGCCCUGGGGAUGGUGGAGCUUGGAGCUCAUGGGUCCACUUUGAAAGAAAUUCGACAUUCCCUGGGAUAUGACAGCUUGAAAAAUGGUGAAGAAUUGUCAUUCUUGAAGGACCUUUCUGAUAUGGCAACUACUGAGGAAAACCAGUAUGUGAUGACAAUUGCCAACUCCCUCUAUGUUCAGAAUGGAUUUCACAUCAGUGACAAAUUUUUGCAAUUGCUGAAAAAAUACUUUAAAGCUGAAGUAGAAAAUGUAGACUUUAGUCAAAGUGCAGCUGUAGCUAACCACAUCAAUAAGUGGGUUGAGAAUCAUACAAAUAACAUGAUCAAAGAUUUUGCCUCAUCAAGGGAUUUCAGUGCUCUAACUCAUUUGGCCCUCGUCAAUGCAAUCUACUUCAAGGGAAACUGGAAGUCGCAAUUCAGACCUGAAAACACAAGGACUUUCUCUUUCACUAAAGAUGAUGAAAGUGAAGUGCAGAUUCCAAUGAUGUACCAGCAGGGAGAAUUUUAUUAUGGGGAGUUCAGCGAUGGCUCCAAUGAAGCAGGCGGUAUCUAUCAAGUUCUGGAAAUACCAUACGAAGGCGAUGAGAUAAGUAUGAUGAUCGUUCUUUCCAGACAGGAAGUUCCACUAGUCACACUGGAGCCCUUGGUCAAAGCCCAGUUGAUUGAGGAAUGGGCUAACUCUGUGAAAAAACAAAAAGUGGAGGUAUAUCUACCAAGGUUCACAGCAGAACAGGAAGUUGAUCUGAAAGAUGUUUUGAAGGGUCUUGGAAUCACAGAAGUAUUCAGCAGAAAUGCUGAUCUCACUGCAAUGUCUGAUAGCGAAGAGCUUUACCUUGCUAAAGCAAUUCACAAGUCGUUCCUAGAAGUUAAUGAGGAAGGUGCCGAAGCUGCUGCUGCCUCAGGAAUGAUUGCCAUUAGUCGAAUGGCUGUGCUGUACCCCCAGGUUAUAGUCGAUCAUCCAUUUUUCUUUCUGGUCAGAAACAGGAGAACAGGUACUAUCUUGUUCAUGGGAAGAGUCAUGCACCCAGAAGCAAUGAAUACAAGUGGCCAUGACUUUGAAGAACUUUAAUAAUGCCACACACUAAAAAGGAGGGAAAUAAGCACACUGAGUUUAUAAUUGAUAUAUUUAAGGUUUGCUGUGUUUUACAAUGUACCUUAAGACACUGUUGAAAUACUUCCAUAUUUAACGUGGUUUAAAUUACAAGCCAAGUUUAUGGAGGAAAGCUUUCAGUAUUAAAAUAAUGGUUCUGUUGCUGUCAUUGUGAUUGCUGUGUCAGUCCUUAAAAUAAAAUUGUAUACAUGUCAACAGCUGUGUUUCUUAUUUUAGUGAAUUGUACUGCAAAAGUUUAAUUCGUAAGUACUAUAUUUGUUACACCUCAAAGCUAUCAUGAUCAGUAAGACUAGACUAGAAUGUCUACAGUUUUUUAAAUAUUACCAGUGGCAAAACUUGAUAAAUUAUUCAUCUGGUUUUAUUAAUUAUUUGAAAAAUGUAGUCUCUCUUGAAAUAUUUGCAAGCAGAAUGUAAUGUCUUGUAAUUCAUUCAUUAUUUGAAUGCUCUUAUGCAAAUCUUUUUAACUCUCUGGAUUGAUUGUGAACUGUUCUGAAAGUAAGUAUUUAGUAUUCACUGUGCUGGUUCGUUGUGAUGGUUCAGAUAAGACUUGUGGGGUGAAAUCCUGACCUCUUCGAUGUCGGUGUAAAACACCCACUGACUUCAGUGGGGCUAGGAGUUCGUGCGUGGUGACAUAUAAUCUGUUGGAUAACUGUGGUAGCCCUUCUUCUGUUAAGACUCCCACAUGUGAAUCUAAAAUGCUGUUUUUAUGAAUACUCCUGCAUGUGACUUUAAAAAUUCACUUUCCGUGAAUGCUGAUGCCAGUAAAACUCAAAUUGCAUGAAUGUUUGUGAAUAGUGAGCACAGAGCAUGACUGAACUGAAAUCAUUUACAUAGUCACAUAAAUAUUUGUGGAUAUUUUCCCGCCUCGCUCCUCCCCCACCCCAAUGUUUGCCUGGCUCUACUCACUAAUUCUAUCUCCACAGCUCUCUCACAGUAGUGAGCAACAAGAGCAUGUCUACAAAAAAGGCUCUUUCAGAUAAUCCUAAAAUGUGUGAAAAUGAUGUUCAGUUUGUGAAAUAAAUGUCUAAUGAAAUCUAA
Messenger RNA from Caretta caretta (loggerhead turtle), 2498 nucleotides. It is a transcript of the gene SERPINI1, whose product is annotated as serpin family I member 1. The record is from RefSeq and is a predicted model, not a curated record. NCBI's taxonomy places the organism in Eukaryota, Metazoa, Chordata, Testudines, Cheloniidae. Gene Ontology annotation, molecular function: serine-type endopeptidase inhibitor activity. Gene Ontology annotation, biological process: negative regulation of endopeptidase activity.